This is a messenger RNA of Mugil cephalus (flathead mullet), 3844 nucleotides long. RefSeq names its product CTR9 homolog, Paf1/RNA polymerase II complex component (gene ctr9). NCBI's taxonomy places the organism in Eukaryota, Metazoa, Chordata, Actinopteri, Mugiliformes, Mugilidae. Bases 102 to 3608 code for a protein of 1168 amino acids. The record is from RefSeq and is a predicted model, not a curated record. Gene Ontology annotation, molecular function: RNA polymerase II complex binding. The transcript is spliced from 23 exons. Gene Ontology annotation, biological process: regulation of DNA-templated transcription. Gene Ontology annotation, cellular component: Cdc73/Paf1 complex.
AGCAUGAAGUAGUUCCCACCAGACAACGGACUGGGGUUCUCAGAUCUGGUAUUUUUUUUUUAGACAUUUAAACUUCAAGUGGAUUUUUCUUCUCAUUCAAGAUGUCUCGGGGCUCCAUUGAGAUCCCUCUGCGGGACACAGAUGAGGUUAUCGAGCUCGACUUUGACCAGCUGCCAGAGGGAGACGAGGUCAUCAGUAUCUUGAAGCAGGAACACACGCAGCUGCAUAUUUGGAUUGCUUUGGCGCUGGAGUACUACAAACAGGGCAAAACAGAAGAUUUUGUCAAGUUGUUAGAGGCGGCACGUAUCGAUGGAAACCUCGACUACAGAGACCAUGAAAAGGACCAGAUGACCUGUCUGGACACAUUGGCAGCUUACUAUGUCCAGCAAGCACGUAAAGAGAAAAACAAAGAUGCCAAGAAAGAGCUCAUCACGCAGGCCACCCUGCUCUAUACUAUGGCAGACAAGAUCAUCAUGUAUGAUCAGAACCAUUUGUUGGGAAGAGCCUGUUUCUGCCUCCUGGAAGGAGACAAGAUGGAUCAAGCUGAUGCUCAGUUCCACUUUGUCCUCAACCAGUCCACCAAUAACAUCCCUGCUCUGCUUGGUAAGGCAUGCAUCUCUUUCAAUAAAAAGGAUUACAGAGGAGCACUGGCAUACUACAAAAAGGCUCUGCGUACAAACCCAGGCUGCCCAGCUGAGGUAAGGCUGGGGAUGGGCCACUGUUUUGUCAAACUCAACAAGCUGGAGAAGGCUCGCUUGGCCUUCGGCCGAGCCUUAGAGCUUAAUUCCAAGUGUGUGGGAGCUCUUGUUGGUUUGGCGGUUUUAGAGCUCAACAACAAGGAGGCAGAUUCUAUUAAGAACGGAGUGCAGCUCCUGUCACGGGCCUACACCAUCGACCCCAGCAACCCCAUGGUGCUCAACCACCUCGCCAACCACUUCUUCUUUAAAAAGGACUACAGCAAAGUCCAGCAUCUUGCCCUGCAUGCUUUUCACAACACAGAAGUUGAAGCCAUGCAGGCUGAGAGCUGCUAUCAGCUAGCUCGCUCCUUUCAUGUGCAGGAGGACUAUGACCAAGCGUUUCAGUAUUACUAUCAGGCCACCCAGUUUGCCUCGUCCACCUUUGUGCUGCCCUUCUUUGGCCUGGGACAGAUGUAUGUGUAUCGAAGAGACAAGGAAAACGCAGCACAGUGCUUUGAGAAGGUUCUGAAGGCCUACCCCAACAAUUAUGAAACUAUGAAAAUCCUGGGUUCUCUGUACGCAACAUCUGACGAUCAGGAAAAGAGAGACAUCGCAAAAGGUCAUUUGAAGAAAGUAACAGAGCAGUACCCAGAUGAUGUGGAGGCUUGGAUUGAGCUGGCUCAGAUACUGGAGCAGACUGACAUCCAAGGAGCUCUGUCUGCAUACGGCACAGCCACCCGCAUCCUGCAGGAGAAGGUGCAGGCCGACGUUCCCCCUGAGAUCCUCAACAACCUGGGAGCUCUGCACUUCAGGCUUGGCAACCUGGGAGAAGCCAAGAAAUAUUUCCUAGCAUCUCUGGACCGAGCCAAAGCUGAAGGAGAACAUGACGAGCAUUACUACAAUGCCAUUUCUGUCACCACCUCCUAUAACCUGGCCCGUCUGUACGAGGCUAUGUGUGAAUUCCACGAAGCUGAGAAACUCUACAAAAACAUCCUCAGAGAGCAUCCUAACUAUGUGGACUGUUAUUUGCGUCUUGGAGCAAUGGCUCGUGACAAAGGAAACUUCUAUGAGGCCUCUGACUGGUUCAAAGAAGCCCUGCAGAUUAAUCAGGAUCACCCGGAUGCCUGGUCCCUGAUAGGAAAUCUUCACUUGGCCAAGCAGGAGUGGGGACCAGGUCAGAAGAAGUUUGAGCGUAUUCUGAAGCAGCCGUCCACGCAGAACGACACCUACUCCAUGCUGGCUCUGGGUAACGUGUGGCUGCAGACUCUGCACCAGCCCACCAGAGACAGGGAAAAGGAAAAAAGACACCAGGAUCGAGCCCUGGCGAUAUACAAACAAGUCCUGAGAAAUGAUGCCAAGAACCUCUACGCUGCCAAUGGCAUCGGUGCCGUUCUUGCCCACAAGGGCUACUUCAGAGAGGCACGUGACGUGUUUGCGCAGGUUAGGGAGGCCACAGCAGACAUCAGCGAUGUGUGGCUAAACCUGGCUCACAUCUAUGUGGAGCAGAAGCAGUACAUCAGUGCUGUGCAGAUGUAUGAAAACUGCCUGAAGAAAUUUUACAAAUACCAGAACACAGAGGUGCUGCUGUACCUCGCAAGAGCACUCUUCAAAUGUGGGAAACUCCAAGAGUGCAAGCAGAUGCUGCUGAAGGCCCGUCACGUGGCUCCCAGCGACACAGUGCUGAUGUUCAAUGUGGCCCUGGUGCUUCAGAGACUGGCCACUCUGGUGCUGAAAGAUGAGAAGAGCAACUUGAAGGCUGUGCUCAGUGCUGUCAAAGAGCUUGAACUGGCUCACAGGUACUUCAGCUACCUCAGUAAGGCUGGAGACAAGAUGAGGUUUGACCUCGCUCUCGCUGCGUCUGAGGCCAGGCAGUGCUCUGACCUGCUGAGUCAGGCUCAGUACCACGUGGCAAGAGCCCGAAAGCAGGACGAGGAGGAGAAAGAGCUUCGUGCCAAACAGGAACAGGAGAGAGACCUGCUGCGCCAACAGAUGUUAAAAGAACAGGAAGAAAAGCGGAGCAGAGAGGCAGAGGAGCAGAAGAAGCUCCUGGAGCAGAGAGCUUUGUACGUGGAGAAGACCAAGAACCUGCUCACCUUCGCAGAGGGGUCAAAGGAAAUCGCCAAAGAAAAGAAAAAGUCCGGAGGUGGCGGUGGAGGACGUCGUAAGAAAGGAGGUGACAUGGAUGAGUUUGUUAAUGACGACUCUGAUGAGGACCUUCCGCUGAAGAAGAAGAAGAAGAGAAAGGGCGGCAGUGGCAGCGAACAGGAGGACGGUGAAGAUGGAGAGAGGAAGAAAAAGAAGAGGAAGAAAAUCAUUAAAGGAGGAGAUGACGACAGUGAUGAUGAGGAAGGAGCAUCACAUCCCAAGAAGCAGCGCAAGUCCAAAGAAGGACGCAAAAAGAUUGAAAAGCCGCAGCCUGAGCGUCUUCCACCAUCUCUCAAAGGAAAGAUCAAGUCGAAGGCCAUCAUCUCCUCUUCUGAGUCCUCUUCAGAUGAGGACGGACUGAAAAUAGCCGAAGACAGACAUCAGAGAGACAGCGGUUCGGGAUCUGACGACGACGACGACGACGGCGGCGGCGGCCACAGGAAGCGCAUCGCGUCCGAAAGUGACUCCGAUGGCGGGAGGAACCGCUCGGGCAGCGAGGCGGGCAGCCCUCGGCGCUCUGCGGGCUCUGAGGACGAGUCUGGUAGCGACCGUCCGGUGAAAAAGAGGAGGGUGCAACGGCAGUCCGACUCAGAGCAGUCAGACAACGAGAGCAAGAGGAGUCGAUCUGGAUCGGACGAGGAGUCGAGGGCCGGUUCGCCCGCCCCAGCAUCAGACCGAGGAUCAGACAGAGGAUCUGAAGCGGGAUCUGACAACGAGGGCUCUCCACGCCGCUCGGACAACGGUUCAGAACAGGAGGCAUCCAACAACGAGGACGACAGCGAUUGAAUCUUAAAAUCGCUCUCACAGACUCAAGUGAUGCUGAGUGGUGCUCAGCAUCUACAUUUUUAUUUUCUGUUAAAAGCCAGGAUUUUUGUCCAUAUAAUCGGCCUAGAAAACUUUUUUGUAGGGGGUACGGCAUUAUGAUGUAUUGCUCACGUCUUAUAGUAAAUGUAUUUUCACAAACGCUGUGCUUUGUUAAAGGUGUUUUACGUUAGAUGAAAUGGUUUGAAUGAAAAAGGUGG